CAGACCGUUUUCGACCACCAGCAGAGCUCUUCUAAUCAAGAAAAUUCUUUGAUCAUUUGUGGCUUUCCACAUAAAGCAUCUUAUGAGGAAAAUUCCAUGAAUUCGACCAGCUUUGGCAAUCAGUAACCUAAAGAGAAGUAUUCGCAAAGUUAGUCGUCAUUUUAUCUUCAGGGUACGUAAACGAAACCUUCUGCGGGCUUUCUUAUCUCGUGCCUUAAUUUCCGCUUUUAUUAGCACUGAUCCAUCCAAUAAGAAAUCGGUAUAAAAAAAAGAAGAAUAAGCAUACACUCUGUGAAUUGAAAAUGGAGUCAAAUACUACAACUACCACAGCAACGACAGGAACAGGGAAAUCUCUUAGGGCUUCUCGAGUCUCGGAAAUGGUUCUAGACGAGCAUUUGUACAAGGAGAAACGGAGAGUUCCUGCAGCCCCGUAUAUUCUGAACUGGGGAGCUUCGCCAACCAACAGCGGAAUAAUCGCAGCUGGUCCAGAUCCGUACCCGCAUCACGUUAGGGCAUCCAGAAGAAGCCGUCUGCAGCAAGAGCAGAAGAGCAACGCAGAGCAAAAGAAACUGGGCACAUUGAACGGCGUUUUUCUGCCCUGCGUCCAGAACAUAUUCGGAGUCAUCCUGUUCAUUCGUCUGGCGUGGAUUGUGGGUGUGGCAGGGUGGCUUCAAGCAGGCCUCAUAGUGCUGCUGUGUUCUGGUGCCACACUGCUCACUGCAGUUUCCUUGAGUGCUGUCACCACUAAUGGGGCUAUUCCAGCUGGGGGUCCUUACUAUAUUAUUUCCAGAGGAUUGGGUCCCCAGGUUGGUGGAGCUGUGGGAAUAUUGUUUUACCUGGGCACAACAAUUGCUGGCGCCAUGUACGUGUGCGGAGCAAUUGAAAUCCUUUUCGUUUACAUUGCUCCUGCGCAGAUGUCGCAGCUAAUCCCUGAUAAACUGACUGCUACUCGUGUCUACGGCACAAUUCUCUUAUUUCUGAUCACAUUAGUUGUGUUCGUCGGAAUGAAGCACGUUGUCCUAACUGCAAUCCCAAUUCAACUUUGCGUGGUGCUGUCAAUCAUUGCUGUUUAUGUGGGCUUAUUAGUGAAGGAACCCUCGGAAUUCAUGGAUGUUCGCAUGGUGGGAAAACGGCUGGUGUCCAGAAACAUGUUUGAUUCCGUCGGGAGAAGCAAGAACUCUUCCUCAAUGCUGGAUUCGUAUUUUUGCCACGCGGGUCCAGACCAGGCAUCACGAAUUUGCAACCCGUAUUACGCCAAAGAAGGCAUUUCCCAAGUCCCCGCUCUGUCGACCACCUGGCCCAACGGCUGGUACCAGAACUUACAUCCCAAGUGGACAGAGCAACCCGGGGACUACGUUGCGACCUGGACUCGGAGUCACGUGGACGUCGGCAACUUUGGGAACGACCCCGGGCACGUGUUUGUGCAAGCUGACAUGGCGACCGACUUUGUUGUGCUCGUCGGCAUCUUUUUCCCGUCAGUGACCGGCAUCAUGGCUGGUUGCAACCGGUCUGGGGACCUCAGAGACCCUUCCAAGUCGAUCCCUUUUGGCACCAUCACUGCAAUUCUGCUGACUUCGUCAGUGUACAUGUCUUGGGUUCUGCUGCUCGCCGGCAGAGUGAGCAGUGUUGUGCUGAACGACAAGUUCGGGCGAUCCCUGGGUUCCCAACUGCUCGUGGCUCUGUUGGCCUGGCCCAGUGUCUGGGUGGUGCUCAUUGGGGCCCUGUGCUCCACCAUUGGAGCAGGGUUGCAAAGCCUUGUCGGGGCGCCCAGACUCUUGGCUGCCAUUGCUCACGAUGAUGUGGUGCCCAAACUGGGACGAUUGGUGCGAAGUGGUUCCGCCCGCGGUCCUUUGCUGGUGACUUGGUUCGUUUGUCAGGUGACAGUGCUGAUUGGAAAUGUGGACGACAUCACACCACUGGUGUCUGCGUGUUUUCUCAUGUGCUACCUGUCAGUGAAUGCGUCUUGCGCACUCCAGUCCCUGUUGCGGGUACCGAGCUGGAGGCCGCGAUUCCGCAUGUACCACUGGACACUGUCCUUGUUUGGGGCUUGUUUGUGUUUGACAGUGAUGCUCAUGUGUUCCUGGCUCUACACACUGCUGGCCUUUUCCUUGGCAUUGGCAAUAUCGCGGCUGAUCUCGUACAGGGUGGCUGGACUGUUAUCGGCAGGACAGGACGUUGAAUGGGUUGCCUCCAGAUCUUCCAAGGCAAUUCUGCCAUUUUCAUCAACAGCCGCCUUCACAGCCGUCACAUUGGCCGCCACUUUGGCGGCUGUUGAUGGAAAUGGCGGAAUUGCCUUGGAUGACCUGGAGGCAACCCUUUGGAAAGAAUGUCAAUUGUGGGCAGGCGAUGGUUUAGCUGGCCUCAGUUUGGCCAGCGCAAGAGCAGCGUUGCUUCGCCAGGAAGGUCGACCCGUGCAUCCCAAGAACUGGACACCCACCAUUUUAACCCUGCUUCCGUCAGCAGAAGCCGCGGAAGGCAAAGAGAAGCUUUUCGGAUUGCUAAGAGCCCUGACACUUCGCACAGGUGGUGUGACCAUCGUGGCCACAGUCGUUGAGAGUCCUGAUCAGGUGCCGGAUGCCACCGACAAAUUGCGCAAAUUUAUGCGACACGGCGGCACGAAGCCCAUGUCGGGAUUCGUCAGGGUAGUGGCCUCUUGCCAGCCAUCGGAAGCCCUCAAAGUGCUGGUCCAGUCUGUCGGGAUUGCCAGCUUGUCCCCCAACACAGUGGCUGUCAGCAUGCCGGCCACGACCGACAGCGACGAUUCCUCUGCCCGUUUCUGGCCGCAUUGCGUGGAGGCCAUCAGAGCGGCCAUCAGUUGCGGGAAAGCCGUGAUGCUGGUCAAGGGACUGGACGAACCAUCGAGCAGUCGUACACUCAUGAGCGGGGACGAGCAGGACUCGGGCCAGCAACACCAUCAGGUGCUGUCAUCCAACACUGCUGAUGAUGAAUGUGCGGAAUCCGUGACCACUAUCGACGUGUGGUGGAUUUUCAACGACGGAGGCAUUCUGUUGCUGUUGCCGUACUUGCUGCUGCAGCAGGAACAGAGGGAAGAUGACCGCGAAAGCAUCAGGAUCAAGAGGAAGAGAAAGCGGCAGGAAUUGCGGAUAUUCACGAUCGCGCGUCCGCAAGACAACUCGAUCGCCAUGAAGCGACACCUACAAGCAUUUCUCUACGAACUCCGCAUCCCGGCCGACGUGUUCGUCGUGGAGAUGGACGAGACGGACGUGUCCGCCUAUGCUGUCGAGAGGACGCUCGCUCUGCAGCAGCGACGGGAUUUGCUGUCGCAGUUGCACCUCCACGCCAGAUGCGACGUUAUGGCCGUAUUGGACCACGCAAGAACGCGAGACUGCUGUCCACCGGUUUCCGAUAAACCAGAAGAAAACAACAAGAAGGAUGAGUCAGAAGAUGAGCAUGAGCUGCAAGUUCGCAGAAUGCACACAGCCCUCAAGUUGAACGGAGUGGCUUCUUCCUUUUCUCGCAAUGCCCGUUUGGUGUUCAUGAAUUUGCCCAGUGGACCAGGUGAGCACGAAUCUGCUGAUGCCUACUUGGGUAUGUUGCAGGCAUUGACAGACGGGUUGCCAAGGGUAAUCCUUGUUUACGGCACCGGCACGGAAGUUGUUACCCUUUAUUCCUGAUUCGUCCGAUUUUUGUUUUCUUUUUCCCUGGUAUGCAGCAUAUACACAAUAAUAUAUAUAUCGACUUUUCUCACCUAC
Messenger RNA from Notodromas monacha, 3713 nucleotides. Lineage: Eukaryota; Metazoa; Arthropoda; Ostracoda; Podocopida; Cyprididae. The record is from the annotation of a GenBank genome assembly.